Vitis riparia (riverbank grape) is the source of this 1644-nucleotide messenger RNA. RefSeq lists its product as uncharacterized. The record is from RefSeq and is a predicted model, not a curated record. Bases 1 to 1644 code for a protein of 547 amino acids. The transcript is spliced from 3 exons. NCBI's taxonomy places the organism in Eukaryota, Viridiplantae, Streptophyta, Magnoliopsida, Vitales, Vitaceae.
AUGGCAAAUAACCAAAACCCAAACACUGAUCUACCCCAUUUACAAACACAGAUCACCGAACUCACAUCUGUUCUGGAACAGAUCAAUCAAAGGCUGGAUACAAUGAAGGAACGCCGAACUCGAGAUGAGUUUGGACCUCACAAUAGGAGGGUGCAUAGGCCUCCUCUAGACGAUGAAGUAGAUGGAAAUGAAGAAAAUGAAGAGAAUGAAGAAUACAGGGUGAGGAACAGGGGAUUUGGACGCGGCUUCGACCGUCACCCUCUUGAUGAACUAGCCAAGGGAAUGAAGGUAGAUGUCCUAGAUUUUUUUGGAAAGCUGGACCCCAAUGGUUUUGAAGAUUGGUUGACGACCAUUGAGGAUUAUUUUGAUUGGUUCUCUGUUUUCGAGGAUAGAAAAGUUCGUUAUGUCCGUAUGAAAUUAAAAGGACAUGCACGAGCUUGGUGGGGUAGUGUGGAAGAACAACUACGUCGUACUCAACGUGCCCCAAUGUCUAAUUGGGGAGAAAUGAAGGAGCAGCUGAAAGAGAAAUAUUUGCCUAUUGACUACGAACAAAUCAUGUUUGAAGAGAUGCUGCAACUGAGGCAAGGGUCGUUGACUGUCGACCAGUGUACAGACCGUUUUCAUGAAUUGACCGUUCGCAGCAAGGUGGUGGAAAUUGAGCAACAAACACUAGCUCAUUACCGCACGGGCUUACGUAAUGAGCUGCGAAAAGAAAUGCUGAUAGCACAACUCCUAAGCGUUGACGAAGCUUAUCAAUUGGCCUUACGAGUUGAAAAACAACUGGGAUUCUUUAACGGAAGACGCAUGUCAUCUACAGAUCCCAGGCAGGAACGUGCACCAACACAACCAUACCAGAAACCACUUCUGCCCAUUGACCAAGUUGAGGGAGUUGAGGAAGAGGAAUAUGAAGAAAGUGACAGUGAAGAUGUAGAGCACUUGGGAGCAACUGCUCUACCCAGUUGUGUGAUCCACCAAGUUUUGACUGGUACUAAGAAGAAGAUCCAAGGUGGUGAUUCUGAUUGGAGACGCACCAACAUUUUUCAUACUCGUAUGAAGCAUGGUGGUCGUGCGUUAAAUGUUAUCAUUGAUAAUGGGAGUGGAAUGAAUGUAAUCUCUAGUGAUGCGGUGGAACGUUUGGGUUUGACAGUUGAAAAACACCCUAGCCCUUAUCGAGUAAGUUGGGUUAAUGAAGAUAACCCCAUCCUGGUAAAGCAUCGUUGUUUGGUGAAGUUUGCAUUGGGAAGAAACUAUACGGAUGAAGCCUGGUGUGAUGUGGUCCCUAUGACCGUGUGUCACUUAUUAUUGGGUCGGCCCUGGCUCUAUGACAGAAAGGUGUUGUAUGACGGGUAUGCAAAUUCUUACUCUUUUAAAUUUAAUGGCAAGAAAUUCGUUUUAGACCCUUUGCAGAUUUCUAAGUUUGACACACAACCAAAACAAAAGAAAAAAGAGGUUGUUCCAAUGCUAACCAUUCGACAGUUUACUCGAGCUCUAAAAGGAGAACAACUAGCGCUGUUGGUAGUAAACCGAGAGGCUAAGCAAGAUGAUGGCAUUAUCCCCAACGAAUUUAUGAAGAUGCUAGAGAAGUUCCAGGAAAUCAUGCCUGAUGAGAUUCCGAAACAGCUACCACCGUUGCGAGAGGUAUAA